GACAUUCGUGAGGCAUACUGGGUUGGUUGCAAAGAGUAGUAUAAUAUAUAUUAGUAGCAAAGAUUACAAUAUAUUAGUAGUAUAAUAUAUAACAAGACAUCACAUUAUUAAUAAUAUUUCAAUUAUUGUUUGAUAGACUGGCUGGAACUCGUAGAGGAAUAAUUAAGGUUGCCGGAAGUGGAAUUCUUUAAAUAAAAACAUGGAGCAGUGGUUAAGUGAAGGUUUAUCAAGAAUAUUAGAUUUUGAAGUGCCUGAAGAUUUAAUAAGUUAUGUGCUUUCCAUUGAAAAUGAAGAUGACCUAAAAGAAUAUUUGAAAACUUUGUUAGAUUUCGAUAAUCCACAACACAAGAAUUUUGUAUCGGAAUUGUCGAAACGAAAAUUUCCUUCUAGAGGAAAUUCUAUUCCAAAGCAAAAGAAAAAGAUCUCUAAAAAUAAACAACAAAAACAACAAGAUUUUGUAUCAGUUGAAGAGCCACCUGCUCAGACUCAAAAUGUUGAUCCAGAAGCAAAGUCAAAAAAGAAAACUAAAUAUGUUAAUCUGUACUCUCAAGAAGGAAAGAAUGCUCAGGUGAUCCUGUUAAAAGGACGUCACCACUGCGACUGUCAGGCUUCUAAGCAUGAACUAAUCAAUAACUGCUUAUAUUGUGGUAGAGUUGUUUGUAAACAGGAAGGAUCGGGACCAUGUCUUUACUGUGGAAACUUGGUAUGCACCCCAGAAGAGCAAAAAGAACUUAAUGCUAAAACAAAAGCCAGUGCAAAAUUGAUGGAGUCACUUAUGGAACGAAGUAGACCUAAAGGUUGGGAAGCAGCCAUGCUCCAUAGGAACCGUCUAUUGGAGUUUGAUAGGACUAGUGAGAAGCGCACUCGUGUCACGGAUGAUGACAGCGAUUACUUCAAUGCAGGCAGCGUGUGGUUAAGCGCGACGGAACGCGAGAAACUAGAAAAAUACCAACAGACGUUGCACGAAAAAAAGCACGCCUCGCGACUUAACAAAAAUAUGACUUUUGAUUUUGCUGGUCGUCAAGUAAUAGAGGACAACACAAUAGACUAUGAAGUUGAUGAACAGAAGAUCUCUGAUAUGACUCGCAGCGGUGGUGAUACGAAAUUCUUCAACCAUGAUCUAUUUGUGGGGGACGCGGGGGACAGGGACGUCGCACCCGGUGUCAAUGCUCAACUAUUGCAGUUCGAUUCGUCGGUGGAAGGGUCUGGAUACUCGUCUGCAGUGAGAACAGGUUGUGGUAUCGGAGCGCGAGUACAAGACGCCGAGUUGCAGGAGAUGUCUGACACGGGCCGAUGCCUCUCCAUGCAUCAACCCUGGGCAUCACUCCUGGUCGAGGGCAUCAAAAUGCACGAGGGUCGAACUUGGUACAGCUCUCACCGCGGACGUCUCUGGAUCGCUUCCACCGCCAAACCACCAGAUCAAGCAACUAUUAGCGCCCUAGAAAACCAGUACCGGGUUCUUUAUCCGGAUAAGCAAUUGAAGUUCCCUUCGUUCUAUCCGACUGGAUGCUUGCUUGGCUGUGUCACCGUCGAGGACUGUUUGCCCCAAGAAGAAUAUCAAAAGAAAUAUCCUGAGGGAGAGAGUGAUAGUCCAUAUGUGUUCAUAUGUUCUAACCCCAUAAGUUUAAGACUAAGAUUUCCGAUCAAGGGUCAACAUAAGAUAUAUGCCUUAGACAAGACUAUUCAUCAAGCCGCGAUUAAAUGCAUUCAGAAGAUGGGAAAAAUGCAAGCGGAAGUCAACGCUGGAUAAAAAUAUAACACAUUCUAUGAAAAAAUAUUUAUAACUAUUUAUUAAGUAUUUAAUUCCUCGUUAAUAAAGCUCAGUUUUGUUAAAGAAGUGGUUUAUUUACACGAUUAACAACUUAUUUUAUAAAUAUAAUUUUAUUUUUCACAUACACACAAGCUGUUUCAC
This is a messenger RNA of Diatraea saccharalis (sugarcane borer), 1912 nucleotides long. The record is from the annotation of a GenBank genome assembly. Lineage: Eukaryota; Metazoa; Arthropoda; Insecta; Lepidoptera; Crambidae.